AUGACGAUCCUCCCGAAGAAGAAGCCGGUACCGGCGCCCGACGGCGACGCGGAUUCGGGCCCGGACGCGGGGCCCGAGCGCGGAUCGGACGCGGGGCCCGAACGCGGCCCUGGAGGCGUCGGCGAACCCGGCGGACCCGGCGUGGGGGGGCCGCGGCCUCGGGCCUCGCCGCCGCCGCCGCUGCGGGGUUGGGCCGGGCUGCCCGGAGCCGCCGGUUCCCCUCCACCCGCCGGGCCCGGAGGUCCCGGUGGCGGCGGCCCCGGUUCCGCGGACGGGCCCGCGGCGCUGCUGGGGUUGGAGGCGGCGGCGCUGGGGCUGCCCGAGCCCCGCGGGCCCGGCUGCGGCGGCGGCGGCGGCGGCGGCCCCGGGCACAGCAAAAGGAGGCGGCGCGGCGGGGCCGGGCCCAGCGGAGGAAGCGCGGGGUCGGGCCCCGGUGGGAUCGGGCUGGGGAUGGGGCUGGGCCCCGGUUGCGGCAGCCCCGGGCCCGACGAGGCGGGAGGAGGCUACAACAGCGAGGACGAGUACGAGGCCGGGCGGGUGGAGAUGGACCCGGCCACGGCCGAGCAGAUGAAGAACGCCGAUUAUUUCUCCAAUUACGUCACCGAGGACUUCACCACCUACAUCAACCGCAAGCGCAAGAGCACCUGCCACGGCAACCACAUCGAGAUGCAGGCCAUGGCCGAGAUGUACAACCGGCCCGUGGAGGUCUACCAGUAUGGCACUGGUGCGUGGGGGCGCUGGGGAGGGGUCCCUGGGCACUGGGACUGUCCCCAGCUGUCCCCUCACUGUCCCCUCACUGUCCCCAUGUCCCUCACUGUCCCCGUGUCCCUCACUGUCCCCAUGUCUCUCACUGUCCCUCACUGUCCCCAGCUGGCCGAGCAGUCCCUGAUGAAGAGCGCCAUCAAGACGUCGGAGGAGUCGUGGAUCGAGCAGCAAAUGCUCGAGGACAAGAAACGAGCCACGGACUGGGAGGCCACCAACGAGGCCAUCGAGGAGCAGGUGGCCCGCGAGUCCUACCUGCAGUGGCUGCGUGACCAGGAGAAGCAGGCGCGGCAGGUGGGGCCCGAUCGCGGCACGGGUGUCACCUUCGAUGUCACCGUCAGUGUCACCGUCAGUGUCACCGUCAGUGUCACCGUGCUGGAGGGGCUGGAUUACCUGCACACCAAGUGUAAGAUCAUCCACACGGACAUCAAGCCCGAGAACGUUCUGCUGUGCGUGCAGGAGCCUUUCCUGAGGCACCUGGCGGCCCAGGCUGCGCGCUGGGCACGGGGGGACGGCCCCCCCCGGGGAGCAG
Messenger RNA from Sturnus vulgaris (Common starling), 1294 nucleotides. Lineage: Eukaryota; Metazoa; Chordata; Aves; Passeriformes; Sturnidae. The record is from RefSeq and is a predicted model, not a curated record.